Messenger RNA from Tribolium madens (black flour beetle), 695 nucleotides. RefSeq names its product venom allergen 5-like. The record is from RefSeq and is a predicted model, not a curated record. Bases 54 to 623 code for a protein of 189 amino acids. NCBI's taxonomy places the organism in Eukaryota, Metazoa, Arthropoda, Insecta, Coleoptera, Tenebrionidae. Gene Ontology annotation, cellular component: extracellular region. The transcript has 6 exons.
UUAAUAAAACUGAACAGAAACAAAAUAAUUUCUGUCAUUUAAUCCAGAUCAAAAUGGUUACUUUUGCUUUAAUUGUCUUUGCAAUUUUUGCUGUAACCAUCGCUAGAGCUGAUGAUUGUGGUCAAAUUUUUGUAAAGGGUUUAACCAAUGAAGAAAAACAGUUGAUUGUUAAUAAACACAAUGAAAUUCGAUCUUGGGUUGUGCAAGGUAAAGUGCCGGGACAACCAAAGGGCAAAAACAUCAACGUUAUAGGUUGGGAUGACUAUUUGGCUUCUGAGGCUCAAAAAAUUAGUGAAACCUGCGUUAUGAAACAUCUCCCUGUGAAAGAUGAUCGAUUUUAUGUUGGCCAAAAUUUAGCAGCUUUGAGUGGUACUGCUCCAAAUAAUAGUUCUCCUCUGGAACUCUUUAUUAUGAUGUGGUAUAAUGAAUAUCCAAAAUUUAUUUAUCCAAAUUUUUCUGGCGCUGGACAUUACACUCAAGUAAUUUGGGAUAAAACUCAGUACGUUGGUUGUGGAUACACAUACUAUCGAAAAAGUGUAAACGAUUGGUAUGACAAACUUUUUGUGUGCAAUUACGGUCCUGGGGGGAAUAUUGUGGGAGUAGCUCCCUACGAAAAAGCAUAAAUUAACUGAAUUAUUUUUAUUUGUUAUGUUACGAGUACAAAAUUAUAAAAUAAAAUAAAACUUUAAGUAUGA